CAGCGGCGGCGGGAGGGGAUCGGGAGGCCCGGGCGGCGCGUGCGGCCAGGCUGGAGAGCGGCUGCAGCUCGCCCGGGUCGCGCCGACUGAGACCCUUCGCGGUGCGCGCGAGUGGCGAGGACUAGGCGGCCGGUGCCGACGCGCGCGAGCAGCGAGGGGGCACGGCCAUCGCGACAGCGGCCGCGCAUCCCCCUCCCUCCUUCUUCGUGACAACCCCCCCCCCCCCGCGCCCCACGCGGCCGCAGAAGGAGAUCAGAGUCUCCAAGUGGCCAGAGAGCGGGGAAGGGGGCGCCGCGGAGGCCUGGCCAGCGGGACCGUCGCCUUUUGUGGGCGCAACGCGCACGGCCGCGAGCGCCCUUCCCCCGAGGCGCUCUACCCCCGGAAGCUUUGUCGCACCGCUCGGCCCUGGAGAGGACGCGCAGAGAAGGGAAAAGCCGGGGUUCGAAAGCUCGCGUGGAGGAGCUCCUGAGAGCGCCACCCGCCCGGCUUCCACCUCCGUAUCCUCCAUCCGCCUCGGUCCCCGGGCCACCGCAUCUCUGGGGCUGCCGCUGCACUCCGGCCGGAGCCCAGCCGCCUGCGCUGCGGCCCGCACACACGCACACGCGUGCACACACACACACGCACACGCACACACACACACACACACACACACACACACACACACACGCACACACAUAGCUCGGCGCGCACGCACGCCCGCCCUUCUCCCCGCCCCCUCCCCAGCUCCUUGAUCUCCCGUCUGUUUUAUUACUCCUGGUGCGAGUCCGGCGGACUCGGAGGCCCGCUAUUUGUUACCAGCUCGCUCUCAUUGGCGGGGAGCGCAGAGCAGCGGAGAAGGGGGUGGGGAGGGGAGGGGAAGGGAAGGGGUGGCCACUGCCCGGAGCCGUCUCCGCGCUGCUGUUGGUGCUCCGCUGCUGCUGCCGCCGCCGCCUCCGGCUCCUCGCUCGGCCCCUCUCCGCCUCCAUGUGCCGGAUAGCGGGAGCGCCGCGGACCCUGCUGCCGCUGCUGGCAGCCCUGCUUCAGGCGUCUGUGGAGGCUUCUGGUGAAAUUGCAUUAUGCAAGACUGGAUUUCCUGAAGAUGUUUACAGUGCAGUCUUACCGAAGGAUGUACACGAAGGACAGCCUCUUCUCAAUGUGAAAUUCAGCAACUGCAAUCGAAAAAGAAAAGUUCAGUAUGAGAGCAGCGAGCCAGCAGAUUUCAAGGUGGAUGAGGAUGGCACGGUGUAUGCUGUGAGAAGCUUCCCUCUCACCGCAGAGCAGGCAAAGUUCCUGAUAUAUGCCCAAGACAAAGAGACCCAGGAAAAGUGGCAGGUAGCCGUAAACCUGAGCCUGGAGCCAGCCCUCACUGAAGAGCCUGCGAAGGACCCACAUGAAAUCGAAGAAAUAAUAUUCCCCAGACAACUCGCCAAGCACAGCGGUUCCCUCCAAAGGCAGAAGAGAGACUGGGUCAUCCCACCAAUCAACUUGCCAGAAAACUCCAGAGGACCCUUUCCUCAAGAGCUUGUCAGGAUCAGAUCAGAUAGAGAUAAAAACCUGUCCCUGAGGUACAGUGUCACGGGGCCGGGAGCGGACCAGCCUCCGACGGGCAUCUUCAUUAUCAACCCCAUCUCAGGACAGCUGUCAGUCACCAAGCCUCUGGAUCGCGAGCUGAUAGCACGGUUUCAUUUGAGGGCACACGCAGUGGACAUCAAUGGCAAUCAAGUGGAGAACCCCAUCGACAUUGUCAUCAAUGUCAUUGACAUGAAUGACAACAGACCUGAAUUUCUGCACCAGGUUUGGAAUGGGUCUGUUCCAGAGGGAUCAAAGCCUGGGACGUAUGUGAUGACGGUCACUGCUAUUGAUGCAGAUGACCCAAAUGCCCAAAAUGGGAUGCUGAGGUACAGGAUACUGUCCCAGGCUCCCAGCACGCCUUCACCCAACAUGUUUACAAUCAACAAUGAGACUGGGGAUAUCAUCACUGUGGCAGCUGGUCUGGAUCGGGAGAAAGUGCAACAGUAUACGUUAAUAAUUCAGGCCACAGACAUGGAAGGCAAUCCCACUUAUGGCCUUUCAAACACAGCCACAGCGGUCAUCACAGUGACAGAUGUCAAUGACAAUCCUCCGGAGUUUACUGCCAUGACGUUCUACGGCGAAGUCCCUGAGAAUAGAGUGGAUGUCAUUGUGGCCAACCUGACUGUCACUGACAAAGAUCAGCCCCACACACCAGCUUGGAAUGCGGUAUACAGAAUCAGCAGUGGAGACCCUACAGGGAGAUUUGCCAUCCAGACAGACCCCAACAGCAACGAUGGGCUGGUCACUGUGGUAAAACCAAUUGACUUUGAAACGAAUAGGAUGUUUGUCCUUACUGUAGCUGCAGAAAACCAAGUGCCCUUAGCCAAGGGAAUUCAGCACCCACCCCAGUCGACAGCAACUGUAUCUGUGACAGUUAUUGAUGUCAAUGAAAACCCUUAUUUUGCCCCAAAUCCCAAAAUCAUUCGCCAAGAAGAAGGCCUCCACGCAGGUACCAUGCUGACCACACUCACAGCUCAGGACCCUGAUCGAUAUAUGCAGCAGAGUAUCAGGUACACAAAAUUAUCUGAUCCUGCCAAUUGGCUGAAAAUAGAUCCUGUGAAUGGGCAGAUCACUACAAUUGCUGUUUUGGAUAGAGAAUCGCCAAAUGUAAAAAACAACAUAUAUAACGCUACCUUCCUUGCUUCUGACAAUGGCAUUCCUCCAAUGAGUGGAACAGGAACACUACAAAUCUACUUACUUGAUAUCAAUGACAACGCCCCUCAGGUCUUGCCUCAAGAGGCUGAGACCUGUGAAACCCCAGAACCGAAUUCAAUUAACAUCACAGCACUUGAUUAUGACAUCGAUCCAAAUGCUGGGCCGUUUGCUUUUGAUCUCCCUUUGUCUCCAGUGACUAUUAAAAGAAACUGGACCAUAACCCGGCUUAAUGGUGAUUUUGCUCAACUCAAUUUAAAGAUAAAGUUUUUAGAAGCUGGUAUCUAUGAAGUUCCCAUCAUCAUCACAGAUUCAGGGAAUCCUCCCAAGUCCAAUAUUUCCAUCCUGCGUGUGAAAGUUUGCCAGUGUGACUCCAAUGGAGACUGCACAGAUGUGGACAGGAUUGUAGGUGCAGGGCUUGGCACGGGCGCCAUCAUCGCUAUUCUGCUUUGUAUCAUCAUCCUGCUGAUCCUGGUCCUCAUGUUUGUGGUAUGGAUGAAACGCCGGGAUAAAGAGCGCCAGGCCAAGCAGCUUUUAAUUGACCCAGAAGAUGAUGUAAGAGAUAAUAUUUUGAAAUAUGAUGAAGAAGGUGGCGGAGAAGAAGACCAGGACUAUGACUUGAGCCAGCUCCAGCAACCAGAUACCGUAGAGCCUGACGCCAUCAAGCCUGUGGGGAUCAGACGGCUAGAUGAGAGGCCCAUCCAUGCCGAGCCACAGUACCCUGUCCGAUCUGCAGCCCCACACCCUGGGGACAUUGGGGACUUCAUCAAUGAGGGCCUUAAAGCUGCUGACAACGACCCCACAGCUCCACCAUAUGACUCGCUCUUGGUCUUUGAUUAUGAGGGCAGCGGCUCCACAGCCGGCUCCUUGAGCUCUCUCAACUCCUCCAGUAGCGGUGGGGACCAGGACUAUGACUACCUGAAUGACUGGGGACCCCGCUUCAAGAAGCUGGCCGACAUGUACGGGGGCGGCGAUGACUGACCGACCAGCAGGACGGGACGGACUUGGCUUUUGGACAAGUACGAACAGUUUCACCUGAUAUUCCCAAAAAGCAUACAGAAGCUAGGCUUUAACUCUGUAGUCACUAGCACCGUGCUUGCUGGAGGCUUUGGCGUAGGCUGCGAACCAGUUUGGGCUCCCAGGGAAUAUCAGUGAUCCGAUACUGUCAGCUACACUUGAAUUUUACAGUACAGAAGCACUGGGAUUUUAUGUGCCUUUUUGUACCUUUUUCAGAUUGGAAUUAGUUUUCUGUUUAAGGCUUUAAUGGUACUGAUUUCUGAAACAAUAAGGAAAAGACAAAAUAUUUUGUGGUGGGAGCAGAAAGUUAAACGUGAUAUGCUUCAACACACUUUUGUUACAAUGCAUUUGCUUUUGUUAAGAUACAGAAUGAAAUGAACAGAUUAAAAAAAUUAACUCAUGGAGUGAUUUUGUUACCUUGGGGAGGGGGGGUGAGACCAUGAGAUAGGAAAAAUGUACAUUACUUCUAGUUUUAGACUUUAGGGUUUUUUUUUGUUUUUGUUUUUGUUUUUUUUUCACUAAAAUCUUAAAACUUACGCAGCUGGUUGCAGAUAAAGGGAGUUUUCAUAUCACCAAUUUGUAGCAAAAUUGAAUUUUUUCAUAAACUAGAAUGUUAGACACAUUUUGGUCUUAAUCCAUGUACACUUUUUUAUUUCCUGUAUUUUUUCCACCUCGCUGUAAAAAUGGUGUGUGUACAUAAUGUUUUAUCAGCAUAGACUAUGGAGGAGUGCAGAGAACUCGGAACAUGUGUAUGUAUUAUUUGGACUUUGGAUUCAGGUUUUUUGCAUGUUAAUAUCUUUCGUUAUGGAUAAAGUAUUUACAAAACAAAGUGACAUUUGAUUCAACUGUUGAGCUGUAGUUAGAAUACUCAAUUUUUAAUUUUUAAUUUUUUUAAUUUCUUUUUUAUUUUCUUUUUUUGUUUUGUUUUGUUUUGUUUGGGGGAGGGAUAAAAGUUCUUAGCACAAAUGUUUUACAUAAUUUGUACCAAAAAAAAUUACACACAAAAAAAGAAAAGUAAAGUAAAAGGGGGUGGCCUGGUACUGACAGCAUUAGCAAGUGUGUGUUUUUUAAAAACAAAACAAAUAAACAAAAAAAUAAAUAAAAAGAGAAAAAAGGGGAAAAAAAGCUUUUAAACUGGAAAGACCCUGACAACGGCUUUGCGUCUGUGUUGUGUACCAGAUUAUAAACAAUACACCUCUGACCCCAGCGUUCUGAAUAAAAUGCUAAUUUUGGAUCUGG
This is a messenger RNA of Onychomys torridus (southern grasshopper mouse), 4959 nucleotides long. It is a transcript of the gene Cdh2, whose product is annotated as cadherin 2. The record is from RefSeq and is a predicted model, not a curated record. Gene Ontology annotation, cellular component: intercalated disc; catenin complex; neuron projection. The transcript is spliced from 16 exons. The coding region runs from base 964 to 3684 and encodes 906 amino acids. NCBI's taxonomy places the organism in Eukaryota, Metazoa, Chordata, Mammalia, Rodentia, Cricetidae. Gene Ontology annotation, biological process: regulation of synaptic transmission, glutamatergic; adherens junction organization; synapse assembly. Gene Ontology annotation, molecular function: cadherin binding; calcium ion binding.